Messenger RNA from Saccostrea echinata, 1730 nucleotides. Its product is annotated as histone deacetylase 8-like. The record is from RefSeq and is a predicted model, not a curated record. The coding region runs from base 98 to 1498 and encodes 466 amino acids. Gene Ontology annotation, molecular function: histone deacetylase activity. The transcript has 12 exons. NCBI's taxonomy places the organism in Eukaryota, Metazoa, Mollusca, Bivalvia, Ostreida, Ostreidae.
AAGAAUUUUCAGAAGAGUAAGAAGUGAUCCUGAACAUGUUAAAUGGUACUCAUAGUUGGUUAUCACCUAUUCAGGAUAAUAUUAGAUGAAAUAAAAGAUGGAUGUAUUUGACUUGAGCAGUCAGGAAGAGUUCUCUCCCUUUAAACCUCUCACAAAACGAGCUAGGAAAGUCUUUGAUAAACCCAGCGAUGUUGCUGUUUACCCUGGCAACAAAAAUACUGACACAGGAACAUUGACCAAAACUUCAGAAAAUUUACAUGACAGUCCAGCAGGUGUUGGCAAUUCUAAAAAUUUAUCAGGAGGAAAUAACACAUAUUCUUGUAUUGAUGAACUUGGUGUGGAAGUAAAUUCUGAGAUUAAAGAUUACAAACUGAAAGCAGAGAGAGACUGUGGUAAACCUGUGUAUAUUUACAGCCAGGAAUUGAUUCAAUGCUGUUAUGCAAUGCCUAAAAUCAUCAAUAGGGCAAGUAUGGUUCACAGUUUAAUUGAAGCAUACGGAUUACUCCAGUUUAUGCAGGUCACGCCCCCACGUAGAGCCUUGGACCAGGAGAUGUCGGGAUUCCAUGCUAAAGAUUACAUUGACUUCCUGGCUUUACUCAGCAAACAGAAUGACGAGGAAAAAUAUGAAGAAGAAAGUGAACAGUAUGGCCUCACCUAUGACUGCCCGAUCAAUCGUCACGUUUACACAUAUGCUUCUUUGACCAGUGGGGCAUCACUCAGGGCUGCUGAAUGUCUGCUGGAGGGGCGGAGUCAGGUCGCUGUCAAUUGGUGUGGGGGAUGGCAUCAUGCUAAGAGACACACAGCAUCAGGAUUCUGCUAUGUCAAUGACAUUGUUCUUGCCAUCUUAAAACUGAGAGAGAAGUUUGAGAGAGUUCUAUACUUGGAUCUAGAUGUACAUCAUGGAGACGGUGUGGAGGAAGCAUUCUGUGCAUCGUCCAAAGUGAUGACAGUCUCAGUUCACAAACACUCCCCAGGAUUUUUCCCAGGAUCUGGAGGAUUAAGUCACACUGGAGUUGGUAAGGGAAAGGGAUACACUGUUAACAUUCCACUACUGGAUGGCAUGAGAGAUGAAGAGUUUGUUCCCCUGGUCUGCAGAGUCCUACACAAAGUUCAUGAAGUGUAUAGACCCCAGGCAGUGGUGUGUCAGUGUGGAGCUGAUGGACUCAGUGGUGACCCUAUGGAUUCCUUUAAUCUCACUCACACAGCGUAUGGUCGAUGUUUACAAUUCCUUCUACAGUGGAAGCUCCCAACACUUGUAUUAGGAGGAGGAGGUUACCACAAUGCUAACACAGCUAGAUGUUGGGCCCAUCUAACCGCGGUCACUUGUGGACGAAAAAUUCCUCCAGAAAUCCCAGAUCACAAGUACUUUAUGGCAUACGGUCCGGAUUAUGAAUUACUUAUCUCCCCUGGAAACAGAAGGAAUAUGAACAGUAAAGAAUCUCUACAGAAAAUAUACAGCUGUGUUAUUGAAAAUCUAAAACAACUUAAAGGCUCCUGAUAUUGGUGGAGAAACAAUUCAUUAAUGUGAUUCUGGAACAAAUGUUAUAUUGUUAAUAUGAAUUUUGUUUGCUAAAACUGGCAUUGAAUGAAUAUAUGAAGUGAUCAUCAGAAAUAUUGCUGACCAAAUUUUAUUGGAAAUUGUCAACAAUUAACAAAGGAAGCUGAUCUGUGAAUGGGCAAUAUCCAUAUUAACAAUAUUGUUGGAAUCUUAUAUUAAAUGUAUUGUUUUA